CGAGAUCCCCAGCUGCAGCUUGCGUCUUGAUUUUGAUCCAUCACUUUAUUUUUUUGCACUGUGCAUCAACUGCGAUACCGUUCAGCUUGAUUUAACCAAGGAGAGAUGUCUCCGAACCAGUACGGAGACAAGGAGGCGCAUACACCCUCCGUCGAGCACGACCAAUACAACGAUUCAACGCUACACUUCAACAUCACUACCCCCGGUGUUGAGAGCAAUAAGGGGGACGAAGACAUUCCGCUGGACAAACAUGGACGCCCGAUGGUCAAGUUCGUCUGGUGGCGCAUGAGUCGCAAGAAGCGACUGUGUAUCAUCAUUGGACUGAUCUUGUUGCUCAUCGGCAUCGCCCUCCUUCUCAUUUUCUUGGUCAUCAUCCCUGCCAUUAUCCGGAACUACAUGGACAAGGUGGUGCUAACCAUAAAUUACAUGGACGUCACGGACAUCCCAAACGAUUCCGAGAUCGAUGUGACCUUCAGUGUGAACCUGCAGCACGAUGUGCCCGUCUCGGCCAGCACCGACGAGGUGACAGCCUCGCUUAUCUACGGCGGUGAGGUGUUUGGCACUGCGGCUGUUGAAGGUCAACGGAUUAAGUCGGGUAGCCAGAACUACAACUUGACUAUGAACACGACCAUGGUGAUCUCCGACAUGGACGCGUUCAACGCGAUGGCUGAGGCGAAGAUGCAAGACGACACCGUUCCGAUAACAAUCUCGGCAGACAUCGAUGCCCACGCCUUGGGUUUAUCGUUCAACAACCUCGACUUUGAGCGUACACUCUCUCUCGUGGGUUUCGAUAAUUUCGCAGAGCUGGACGUGGAGGUGCAGCAUAUUGACUUGAGCGGAUGCAGUGACGGGGUGUACGACAUGGAUGUCAAUGCUUCGGUCAAUAACCCGUCUACUAUGGGGCUACAGGGAAUUGGUGCGCUUAACAUGAGUGUCUACUACAAUAGCAGCUACCUGGGCUAUGCGUAUUCCUUGAAACCAGAGCUGGGUAUGCCGCGUGGCGUGAGUAACCAGACUAGCAUCGAAGUGGACGUUCGCGGCGACAACCCAUACUCGACAGAGCAUGUGCAAUUUAAGGAGGCCAUGAGUAAGGUCAGCAUGACGGUAGAGUACGCUGACGGACUCGACAAGGUCGUGUUCAACACCUCAUGUGUAUCCAGCUUUCUGACGGUACUGGGCUACUAGAGCUGACACUUUGAAAGGUCAGUAUUGGAAAACUACCUUUAGACCGAAGAAGCAAUGGCAGAGCAUCCAAAGUGCUGCCGUGGUCACACAACAUUUCUUUAUUUUGAAC
Messenger RNA from Phytophthora infestans T30-4, 1294 nucleotides. RefSeq lists its product as uncharacterized. Gene Ontology annotation, cellular component: fungal-type vacuole membrane. Lineage: Eukaryota; Oomycota; Peronosporomycetes; Peronosporales; Peronosporaceae. The record is from RefSeq and is a predicted model, not a curated record. The coding region runs from base 106 to 1185 and encodes 359 amino acids. The transcript is spliced from 2 exons.